CUGGCCGUACCGGUCACGUGACCAGGUCAUCAGCCAAUCGCCGGUCGGCGCCGACGUCACUCGGGCCGUACUUGAGGGUGACGGCGCCACCGGAGGCCAGCCAGUCUCUCCCGAGAACAGCCAGUGACGCGACAUGAAGGUGUUCAUCCUGCUGUGUGUGGUGGGCGCGGCGGUGGCGCGGCCCGAGCUGCUGGACGGCCUGGAGCACAGCCACGAGGCGCAUCACGAGCACCCGCAGCCUUACGAGGAGCCGGUGGGACCGCCGCAGCCGUACCAGUUCACCUACCAGGCCGGCCGCUACCCCAACCACGUGGACCGCACCCACAGCGAGAGCCGCGGCACGGACGGCGUGGUGGUCGGCACAUACGAGUACCUGGACCCGCUGAAGCGCGUCGUCAAGGUCGACUACACGGCCGACCAGAACGGCUUCCAUCCCAACGUGCAGGGACCGGUGCCGCAGGCGCCCAGGGAGUCGGCUGCGGUGGCGGCCGCGCGUGAGAACUUCUUCACCCGCUCGGCACAGAUCGUGGCCGAGCAGGCGCGCAUCGGCCAGGAGCACGCCCGGCUGCGGGCGAUCGCCGAGGCCGAGCGGGCCCAGCGCGAGGCCGCCGAGCAGCAGCAGUACCAGUGAGGCGGCCGGCGUUCACCCGCAGCGCCGCGACCGACCGGAGCGUAGCUACUGCGCCCGCUAAUACACAUAAUCGUCCUAGUGUUUCCCGUUCACCGCUCCCCCCUCUCCAGUGUGUCAAUCGUAGCAUAUUUAUAUGUACAGUGUCGAUAAAUAUAUGUUCGGUUCCUUUC
Molecule: messenger RNA, 801 nt
Organism: Amphibalanus amphitrite
Lineage: Eukaryota; Metazoa; Arthropoda; Thecostraca; Balanomorpha; Balanidae
Product: cuticle protein 6-like
Exons: 4
Coding region: 134-631 (165 amino acids)
Cellular component (GO): chitin-based extracellular matrix
Molecular function (GO): structural constituent of chitin-based larval cuticle
Source: RefSeq, a predicted model, not a curated record